This is a messenger RNA of Cantharellus anzutake, 1269 nucleotides long. RefSeq lists its product as uncharacterized. The transcript is spliced from 2 exons. Bases 1 to 1269 code for a protein of 422 amino acids. Lineage: Eukaryota; Fungi; Basidiomycota; Agaricomycetes; Cantharellales; Hydnaceae. The record is from RefSeq and is a predicted model, not a curated record.
AUGAUGGGUGACUGGCUGUCUCCCUUGACUGUGGAGGAAAUUAAAGCCAUAUGUCUCACGUUAAACAUAACACUCAGCAAUGCGGUAUGCAAGUCUCGAUUGAAGUUGGUGGAGUUCUUGGAGAAUGUCGACAGUGACAAGAGAGCGGAGCUCGAGGGGCUAAGAGAUCAAAAGAAACUGACCAAGAGAGGUUCUAGUAAGCGAAAACGAGCAGAAGCAUCCACCACAGGGGACACCACCAAGAGGGCAAAGCCAGGCACUUCGGAUGAACAGAGCCCAACAUUUGGAACUCAGGAACUAGUCAAAGCUGUACCGAAGCCUCGAUUCAUGCAGCUUCCAAGUGCAAAAGAAAUACACGAUCGCUGUGUCGAAUUUUUGGAUGCCCUUUCACCUCAUGCUGUUGCUGAGGUCGUGUGUGCAUCAUGCACACGACUUCAUUGGCAAUCGGAAUCGACAAUUGUCAGCAUAGACAGCAUUCCGCAUUCAAAUCACUUACAUCCUGUAUGGAAUCCUCAUCCAGCGCAUGUGCUUAUGGAUGGGAUGCUACUAGAAACUAAAGGGAUUCAGUGCAACAACACUAAAGGAGCCAGUGUCCAUUUGUGCGGCGAGUGUCUUCACCACCUGUCAUCAAAUAAACUACCCCCUUUCACGUUAUUGAACAAGAUGUGGAUCGGCCCUGUUCCUGAAGUUUUGAGCCAACUUACCAUGCUGGAGCAGCUCCUCCUCACACCAGUUUAUCCACAAUGCUUUGUUUACAAGCUCCAUCCAAAAAGCGGUUCUACUGGAGACCCAACGCGUGAGCAAUCUGGCUUACGAGGGAAUGUCACAAGCUUCCUGAUGAAUACAGAUGAGGUUGUCGAGAUGCUAAAAGGGGCAAAAAUGCCACGACCAGCAUCCAUUCUCGCAUCAGUUCUCGCGAUAACCUAUGUUGGAGUUGGUCAACUUCCCAUAAAUUGGCUGAAGUUGAUGUUUUGUGUUCGCCAUCGAGCAGUCCUGGAAGCAUUAGCAUGGUUGAUUCAAAACAACAAAUAUUUUUUGGGAUAUGUGAUUGAUGAAGAGGUGGUCACAAGCUUACCCGAGGAUAAUGUGCCAGUGGAGAUCAUUGCUUCCAUACGUCAAGAGACUCAGAUGGAUAUUCUUGAGAAGGAAAGUGAUGCAUGUGUUCCGGGUUCAUUGAUGACGGAAGUGGUAGUGGGGAAGGACAAGAUGGGGAUGGGGUUCAACAAGGUAAGAAUGGAUUGGAAUACCUUCAACUAUGCCACUGUCUGA